Molecule: messenger RNA, 3447 nt
Organism: Cyclopterus lumpus (lumpfish)
Lineage: Eukaryota; Metazoa; Chordata; Actinopteri; Perciformes; Cyclopteridae
Gene: fbxw5
Product: F-box and WD repeat domain containing 5
Exons: 10
Coding region: 121-1950 (609 amino acids)
Biological process (GO): protein ubiquitination
Cellular component (GO): SCF ubiquitin ligase complex; Cul4-RING E3 ubiquitin ligase complex
Molecular function (GO): protein binding
Source: RefSeq, a predicted model, not a curated record
ACAGUCUGGUUGAUUCACCACUACUGCAGGAUUGUUGUCAUUUUAUCUGUGGCUAUUCUGCGGCUCUAGCUAGCCGCUUGAUUUUCUCACCAACAUACUUUGAUCCAGCAGGAUGUUAGGAUGGAGUGUGGCCCAGUCCUGCCGGACAGCCUGGUGUUGGAUAUCUUCCUGCAUCUUCCCCAUGAUGAUGUGCUUAGAGCAGGUCUGACCUGCAUACAGUGGCUGGCUGUCUCCAGAGAUGAGUUCCUUUGGAGGGAGCUGUUCUACAGCUACUACCGCAUCCCACGUUUGGUACCCCGACACCCAGCGUCGGUGUCAUGGUACAGGGAGUUCAGGCGCCUGUUUGACUCUAUCCCCUGUGUUGAGGUUCAGACGCUGAGAGAGCACACUGACCAAGUCCUUCACCUGGCUUUUUCUCACAGGGGGCACCGCUUCUCCUCCUGCUCCAAAGACUGCACCGUUAAGCUAUGGGACACGGAGCGGCUAGACGGUAAUAUCUCAAUGGUGCACAGCUCCAGCAUGCGGGAGUUUAACUGGGGUUACACCCAGUUCUCCCAGUUCAACACUGACGACACCCUGCUGCUUGUGUCUGGCGUCUAUCUGGGCCCACACCACUCCUCGUCGGGGGAAAUCGCUGUCAUCAGUCUGGACAAUUACACACUGUUGUCGCGUGUGAGGAACAAGCCGUACGAUGUGUUUGGCUGCUGGCUGAAUGAGACCCACCUGAUCUCUGGGAACUUGCAUUGGAUAGGCAACAUGACGUCCUGCUCUGUGCUCUGGCUCAACAAAGCCUUCCAGGAUGUUGAAUCGGAGAACGUCAACGUAGUCAAGCGCCUUUUCAAGAUCCAGAACGUCAACGCCAGCACCAUCCGCACAGUGAUGGUGGCCCACUGCCGUCGUCACGACAACCCGGAUUUGCUGCUCGACUAUGAAGCCCAAUCCCAGGCUCGAAGGCAGAAAGGGCAGCAGGAGCAGCAGCAGCACCAGCCCCUCCUCUUUGAUCUGGGAACUUCCGGCAGUGAGGAAGAAGAUGAGGGCGCGGAGAGGGGCGAGGAAGCAAGGCUUCCCACUGCUCACUCUGCUCAGCCCUCCAUCUCAGGCUUGGAGCAUGUUAUACAGAGUUGUAAAACUGUAGGGCGCACAGAGUUGGCAAUUGAGACCCAUGUGGCUAAGAUAAUGGGCAGAGCCCACACGAAGGCCCCUGAGUCCAGCCUAAAUGAGCCCUCUGAGUCUGGAGAGGGAGAGGACAAAACGUACUUACUCUUCACCACCGGCAGCCUUACAUACUCCCCUCACCAGAUCGGUAUUAAGCGGAUCAAGCCUGACCAGAUGACCACUUGUGGUCCUGUACUCGGGGAAGAGCGGAGUUCAGACGAUUUUUUUGAUUCCCUAGACCAUGUUAUUGAUAUCCAUGGACAUAUCAUUGGGAUGGGCCUUUCUCCAGACCAUAGGUACCUUUAUGUGAAUAGCCGGGCUUGGCCAGCCGGGUGUGUGAUCUCUGACCCCAUGUCUCCUCCUCCCAUUGCCGAGGAGAUCGACCUGCAUGUCAUCGAUCUGAAGAGUUUGAGGGAGGAGAGAAGGAGCCUGCGCGCUCAUCGAGCCUUCACGCCUAACGAUGAGUGCUUCUUCAUCUUCCUCGACGUCAGCAAAGACUUUGUUGCCAGUGGAGCAGAGGACAAGCAUGGCUACAUCUGGGACCGUCAUUACAACAUCUGCCUGGCACGUCUGGCACAUGACGACGUGGUGAACUCGGUAGCGUUCAGCCCCGCUGACCAGGAGCUGCUGCUGUCUGCGAGCGAUGACUCUACCAUUAAGGUGUGGCGUUCACCGCGCAUGGUCCGCCUGGCGCAGGCCCCCACCCGGCCGCCGAGGCCCCGCAGCCUUCUGCCGUCCUGGCUGAGCCGCAACAAGAACUCAACGUCUGCCAGCAGUGUGAAUGGAAAACCAUGAGUCAGGUUGGAAAACACGAAGCGGGGGGGACGGAGUGGGGGGAGGAAGUUAUAUAUGCACUGCAUGUAUAGGUACGGUGUGGUUAAAGUCGGGGGGGGGUUUUGCUUGAGGUCACACGGCAGCGCUAAGUGUCUUUAGCUGACAGGAGGCGGGACUUGACUCAGGGUCGGACACAUGUGAGCACAGUCUCUGCUGUUCUGUGGACAGGAGUGAUAUGAAAUGUUCUGUGAGAUAGUGUAGCGUGACUCCUGAGAGCAUAAGACACAGACGUCCACACGUGUUACUACCCCAAGCGAUGGUGUUUGUCUGUUUUUCAUCUGUCUGAACUGGUCAGGACUCCUGCACGUGUAAAUGUAUGUGACGUCAACGCCGCAGAGACAAAACCUUGCGAUCGCGGCUCAUCAGAGGCAAAGUGCUGUAAGUGAGAAUUACUUCAGAAAUGUAUUCUCUUAUUAAUGGAUAUGUCCAAUUGAUGUUUUGAGUAGAAACACCCUAGAACAAAUGUUUUCAGAUAAUUAUACAACCAUUUAAAACCAAAAGGUACGACAACCUUUAGCUGCUUUUGGUGCGGCCAGCCUUGGUUUUUAAUUAUUUCUCAUCCCAUUGUUUGUGUCCCAUAAAUGACCGAUCCCUCUAUACAAAGUAGAAUUAUUGAGUAACUUAAUCUAGAAGAGUCGAUGAGGAACCGUUGGCGUGAAUCAUGACUGAACAAAAUGUUUUUGUUUGUCUAGCUUAUUGUUUUUUUGGGCCUAUAUUAUGUAGAAAUGUAUUUGUGCACGUUUUAUUCAUUUGUAGCAUAACAAUGCACCCUUUAAUUUUGUCAGGCUCUUAGGCGACAGAUGAAUCAGAAAUUGAUGUCUCCCGGCUGUUUUUUAUUUAAGACAAAACCAUGCAGAUGGAUCACUUAGAGCCUAUGAAUUUGUAUGUCUUUUUGUGACAUAUUAUACUGUGACUUUUAAAGACAUUCUAUGAUAUGGCAUUUUUUCUGGCUCUUUUAAACUAAUACUAUUUUAUUUCAUGACAUUUUCCUUGACAUUUUUUCUGGUACUAGACUUUUUAAGACUUCCCUUUGACAUACUACAAACAAUGUUUAUAAUUUGACAUUUUCAUGACAUUUAACUAUGGAUUUUGUUUUAUGACAUUUGUUUAGAAUACACAUUGACCUUAUUUCUGACUUUAUUUCGAUAUACUAUACUGUAACCUUUCUCGACAUUUUUCACGAGGUUAACUACAAUGAACCUUUUUGUGACUUAAUAUGACACAAACUAAGUUUCUUACUAUUGUGAUGACCACUCCUUUCCACCAGGGGUCAGUGUCCUGUUUUCCGGCUCUUCUUUGUCUUGGUCAUCAGCUGAUGACCACUUGACCACUUGAGCUGAUGUUGUUCUUAAACAAAGAGCUUGUCUUCCUCUUCUGACAGGACUGCUGUUGUUUUGUUUGCUGUUGACAUUUCCAAACGUCCUGACUGUAUACUUCAAUAAAUGUGUUCUCACUGUU